GGGAAGGGGCGGCGGGGCCGGGCCGGGCCGGGGGGUCCCGGCCGCGCGGAGGAGAGCGGAGAUCGGCGCCGGGAGGACCGGAGCGUCCCGGCGGCGUUGGGACCAUGACUCUGGAGUCCAUGAUGGCUUGUUGCCUGAGCGACGAGGUGAAGGAGUCGAAACGAAUCAACGCCGAGAUCGAAAAGCAGCUGCGGAGGGACAAACGCGACGCACGGCGAGAGCUGAAGCUGCUGCUGUUGGGCACUGGGGAGAGUGGAAAAAGCACGUUCAUUAAGCAAAUGCGUAUCAUUCAUGGCUCAGGCUACUCUGAAGAGGACAAAAAAGGUUUUACCAAGCUGGUAUAUCAAAACAUCUUCACUGCCAUGCAGUCCAUGAUCAGGGCCAUGGAAACCCUGAAGAUUCUGUACAAAUACGAACAGAACAAGGCCAAUGCAGUCCUGAUCCGGGAGGUGGAUGUAGAAAAGGUGAUGACAUUUGAGCAGCCCUACGUAAGUGCAAUUAAAACCUUGUGGAACGACCCUGGAAUACAGGAGUGCUAUGACAGAAGAAGAGAAUACCAACUUUCUGAUUCAGCUAAAUACUAUCUCAGCGACGUGGAUCGUAUCGCUACCCCAGGAUAUCUACCAACUCAGCAAGAUGUGCUACGGGUUCGAGUUCCUACGACUGGGAUCAUAGAGUACCCCUUUGACCUAGAGAAUAUUAUCUUCAGAAUGGUGGAUGUUGGAGGUCAGAGAUCAGAACGGAGGAAGUGGAUCCAUUGCUUUGAAAAUGUGACUUCCAUCAUGUUUUUAGUAGCACUUAGUGAAUAUGACCAAGUUCUGGUGGAGUCUGAUAAUGAGAACCGGAUGGAAGAGAGUAAAGCCCUCUUCCGAACCAUUAUCACUUAUCCCUGGUUCCAAAACUCAUCAGUUAUCCUCUUCCUGAACAAGAAGGAUCUGUUGGAAGACAAGAUCCUCUAUUCCCAUCUCGUUGACUAUUUCCCAGAGUUUGAUGGCCCGCAGAGGGACGCGCAGGCAGCCCGCGAGUUCAUCCUCAAGAUGUUUGUGGAUUUGAAUCCAGACAGUGACAAAAUCAUCUACUCCCACUUCACGUGCGCCACAGACACGGAGAACAUCCGCUUCGUCUUCGCAGCCGUGAAGGACACCAUCCUACAGCUCAACCUGAAGGAAUACAACCUGGUUUGACCCCUUGGAAAAAAAAGGCAUCGGUGGUGAAAAGACAAAAAAAGAGGAAAAAAAAAAAAAAAAAUAAUUUUAAAUGUGACAGGAAAAAAAAAAAAAAAAACAACCAACCAACCACAAAAUGUUUUAAUUUUUUGAUGAUCUGAUGAUUGGCAAUUUGUCUGAGCUGUGGAGUGCUCGGUGUUACCCUGGAGUCUCAUGUCUCUGUCCACAGAGUAGCUGAUUGAUUUCCUGUUUUUAACAAAUGGCUUUUAUUUCACAGUCGAUGGGGAUAUGCCUCAUUCCUCCAGCACCUUGCUCACUUCUUAAUUGUUGCCAAGCAGCUGCGGCGGCCUCAUCUCAAGCUUUUUUUGUUGUUGUUGUUGUUGCUUAGCCACUUUUUUUUUUUUAAUUAUUUCCCCUCCUCGUUCCCAUGCUGUAUGUAGACAAAGUAACUUCCCAGCCGAGGUCCUGAAGUCCCUGGACUGUGGGAGUGUGGAAUGCUACUGGUCCCUUUGCCUUGUGCUGUAGGGUGCCCUUGGUUUGUGAUCUGCUAAUCCUGCUUGCUUCCCCCCCUUUCUUUUCCCUUCCCCAGGUUCACUGUGCUGAAACGUUGGGGAACAACAACUGCUCUCCAAUGUUGUGCAAACAAAAAACCAAACCCAAAACCAAACCACACACAACAAAAAGGCAAAACGCACCCAAAAAAAAGAGAGAAGCCAUCGCUUUUCCACCCUUCAGAUGUUCUGCUUCUGACUUGCUGUCUUGUUUUUUCUUAUCAAUUGCAAAAGUUAUGAAGACCGUGGUUUUGUUUUUAAGUUAUUGAUGCUCUGUGCAUCGCUGUGUUUUGCUCAUGGACCACAAAGGAUGGGAGCUCUUGGAGCGACAGCUGCUGAGCCUGGGGAAGUGCCUGACUCUCACUGUUCAUUUUAUUAUUUUUCCCCCCCCUCUUUUUCUUACUUUUUUAAUUAUUUGCAUCGUUUUCCCACGCGCACACGCCGUCCCCUCUCACACACAGCAGCUCCCCCUUUGCUUGAGCAGAGCCCACAGAACCCUGGGGCUCAGGCUGCGGUGCUGCGGCGCUCAGUGCCAGCCUCUCAUUCUUCUCUUGCUGCUAGCAGCAAACAAGCCUUGCUUACUGCAUUUCGUGCCAGCGUAGUGGAUGGCUUGCUGAGGGUUCCCCUGGUUUUUAGGAAGGAGCAGAGCUGGUGCUCGCAGCCUUUGGGAUGCAGGUGGGA
Molecule: messenger RNA, 2398 nt
Organism: Phasianus colchicus (ring-necked pheasant)
Lineage: Eukaryota; Metazoa; Chordata; Aves; Galliformes; Phasianidae
Product: guanine nucleotide-binding protein subunit alpha-11
Biological process (GO): phospholipase C-activating dopamine receptor signaling pathway; adenylate cyclase-modulating G protein-coupled receptor signaling pathway
Cellular component (GO): cytoplasm; heterotrimeric G-protein complex
Molecular function (GO): G-protein beta/gamma-subunit complex binding; GTPase activity; guanyl nucleotide binding
Source: RefSeq, a predicted model, not a curated record